Messenger RNA from Manacus vitellinus (golden-collared manakin), 2427 nucleotides. It is a transcript of the gene MAPK11, whose product is annotated as mitogen-activated protein kinase 11. Lineage: Eukaryota; Metazoa; Chordata; Aves; Passeriformes; Pipridae. Gene Ontology annotation, cellular component: cytoplasm; nucleus. Gene Ontology annotation, biological process: protein phosphorylation; intracellular signal transduction. The record is from RefSeq and is a predicted model, not a curated record. The transcript has 11 exons. Gene Ontology annotation, molecular function: MAP kinase activity; ATP binding. The coding region runs from base 70 to 1068 and encodes 332 amino acids.
AGCCCCCAGGAGAGUACAGGUUUCUUCAUUGUAUUACCUGAGAGCUUUGAAGUAGAACAUGCCAUCAACAUGGACUUUUUCUUUUCCUCUUCCAGUUCAGCUUAUGAUACCAAAACAAGACAGAAGGUGGCAGUGAAAAAGCUUUCAAGGCCUUUUCAGUCACUUAUCCAUGCACGGAGGACCUACCGAGAGCUUCGGUUGCUUAAGCACAUGAAGCAUGAGAAUGUUAUAGGAUUGCUAGAUGUUUUUACACCUGCAACAUCAAUAGAAAAUUUUAACGAAGUGUAUCUUGUGACAAAUUUAAUGGGUGCUGACCUGAAUAACAUUGUGAAGUGCCAGAAGUUAACAGAUGAUCAUAUACAGUUUCUCAUCUAUCAGUUACUUCGAGGUCUUAAGUAUAUUCACUCAGCUGGAAUCAUCCACCGGGACCUGAAGCCCAGCAACCUAGCCGUAAAUGAAGACUGUGAAUUGAGGAUUUUAGACUUUGGUUUAGCUCGACAAACUGAUGAUGAAAUGACUGGAUAUGUUGCAACAAGAUGGUACAGAGCUCCAGAAAUUAUGUUAAAUUGGAUGCACUACAAUCAAACAGUUGACAUAUGGUCGGUCGGAUGUAUCAUGGCAGAGCUAUUGAAAGGGAAGGCUCUAUUUCCAGGAAAUGAUUAUAUCGAUCAACUAAAGAGAAUAAUGGAAGUUGUGGGCACACCCAGUUCUGAACUUCUGAAGAAGAUAUCAUCAGAACAUGCAAGAAAAUAUAUCGAAUCUCUUCCACAUAUGCCUCAACAGGAUUUGAAAGCAGUAUUUCGUGGUGCCAAUCCAUUAGCUGUAGAUCUUCUUGAGAAGAUGCUUAUAUUAGACAGUGAUAAAAGAAUUACUGCCUCGGAAGCGCUUGCACAUCCAUACUUUGUCCAGUAUCACGAUCCGGAUGAUGAACCUGAGGCCGAGCUGUACGACGAGUCAAUAGAGAAUAAGGAGCGAACCAUAGAUGAAUGGAAAGAACUUACCUAUGAAGAAGUGAUUAGCUUUAAACCACCCGACUUGAAAAUGGACAGCCUGGAGAUAGAACAGUGAACACAGGCAGCUCUGUCUUGCCUUGCUGCACUAUGAAGACUGUUAAAAUAUAACCAUCCAAUUUAGCCUGUGGUCAGAUGUAGAUUUUACUAUCCAAAGAUGUUGGAGAAGAUGUGGAAAAGAAGAUGAAUUAAACAGAAGCCAGAUGUUAUCUGUUUUGGUGGGAGUUUUUUUGCCUUGUAAUAUGAAUGUAUUCCCAGCUCACAAGGGGUGGUAAAGAACUGCUUCAUUCUGACAAAAUUAUGCACUGAGUUUUGUCAAGCUGUGUGGUCUGCAUGUUUCAUUUUAUCAGUUGUACUGCCAAAAUAAAGGUGAUCUCAUAAAUUAAUUUUAAAAUUGUACAUUUAAAGCAUGAAUGUAUACAAACAUAAACAUAGAGGUCCAUACAAGCAAUCCUUUUUUGUUCCGGCAUUUUAUCUGUUUGUUUUCAUACUAUUCAUAGUUAGUGCCUUUAUAAUGAGAGGGCGUGGUAGCAAGAUAGACAGAAUAUGCCUAUGUAGUCACAUCUGUGGUGGUCUUACACAUUUACUGGAUGUCUCUCAAGCAAUCUUAACACCAGUUGAAAGUCAGUAAAAAUAAAUCUUUGUCUUCUCUUGCCAUCCAAGUGUCUGUUUUCAUUAUUUUCCCCAUAUACUUUUCCAAUCUACACAAUACCCAUUUCUGAGAUGAUUUUACUUCCUGAUGGUAUUUCUAACGUUGCCAUCACCAGAGUGCUGGUGAAUUUGCCUGAGUUUACAGGAAGGUACCUUGAAGGUAUUGUGACAGAGCUCUGUAGACUUGAGCAAGCUUCAGUAAAGGCUGUCACAGAUGGCAGUGCAAGAGUACUCAGUUCAGUUCACAGCUUUGAAUUAAAUAUUUCGCAUGGUCUUAUUUUUCUUCACAUAAUCCUUGGGAAAAAAUUGCCAUUGGAAGACAUGACAAAACAAGGAAAUUUAAGAAUUUGACACGCUCUCAUUGGAGUUUCUUUUUAAGCAAAAAUUAAAAGGCUUUCCAGCUCUGAAAAGUUGGAAAAUUAAAUAAUAAAUUGCAGGAUACACCAGAUACCAAGAUUUCUUAAAGAAUUAAACUUACCUAAUUUUUCUGUUGAAGGCAUAAUACUGUAGCAGGAACAUCCUUUUGUCGCAAGGCCUCUUGUGCUGUACUGGCUGUGUCUUUCUACACACUUGUGGUCCACAGUUGUUCAGUGUUGUUCAUUUUUGUGUUUCACUCUUGCUCUGUCAGAGUCUUAUUUUGGAGGUGGCUUUUUAUAAUAUUUAGGUUUUCUGAAACUUUUGUCAUUAAUAUUCAAUUGUAUAGCUCUUACAUGAGGUAAUGAAUUCUACUGCAUUAACUUACCUUCCUCUGUAUCUUUUCUAUGUA